This is a messenger RNA of Octodon degus (degu), 2649 nucleotides long. It is a transcript of the gene Ctns, whose product is annotated as cystinosin, lysosomal cystine transporter. The record is from RefSeq and is a predicted model, not a curated record. Gene Ontology annotation, molecular function: L-cystine transmembrane transporter activity. The transcript is spliced from 11 exons. Gene Ontology annotation, biological process: L-cystine transport. Bases 359 to 1462 code for a protein of 367 amino acids. Lineage: Eukaryota; Metazoa; Chordata; Mammalia; Rodentia; Octodontidae. Gene Ontology annotation, cellular component: lysosomal membrane.
GGAUCGAACGAUUCUCCUAGAAGCCAAGAAACCCUUUGUGCCCCUCGGAAACGUUUGAUUUUCCUUCACGCUGGAGUUCCUAUGUCUGUCAAGUGCCUGGGCCUCUUGCCCUCCCUGCACCACUAUCCGACUCAGUCAAGACUCGUAAAAACUACAACUGCCAGGGCACCUCGCGUAGAGGUCGGGCCUCCACGAGUCAGGUGACUCGAGUCAGGUGACAGCUGGCCCGCCUUCACACAAAGUCAGCCCAGCCCGGGGAAUUCAGGUACUCUGAAACGGAAUCUGGCGCGAGAUUGCUGCAUCUUGUGAGGUCGUCCCCGGAUCCUGGGAAGAUCUCAGUUCUGAGAAAUCAGGGAACAUGAUAAAGAAUUGGCUGCUUAUUUUUAUCCUUUUUCCUCUGAAGCUCAUAGAGAACUGUGAGUCAGCUGUCAGCCUCACUGUUCCUCCUGUUGUAAAGCUGGAAAAUGGAAGCUCAGUCAACGUCAGCAUUACCCUUGGGAAGCCAUUAAAUGAAACCUUGAUGAUCACUUUUGAAAUCACAUUUCAGUCAAAAAAUAUUACUAUCCUUGAGCUCCCUGAUGAAGUUGUAGUGCCUCCUGGAGUAACGGAGUCCUCUUUUCAAGUGACAUCUCGAAAUGUUGGCCAAGUGACCGUUUAUCUGCGCAGAAAUCAUUCCAACCAGACAAGCUCAAGGAUCCUCUUCUUUGUCAUCCGAAGUAACAUCACGAGCAUCAUAAACCAAGUGAUUGGCUGGAUCUAUUUUUUGGCCUGGUCCAUCUCCUUCUAUCCUCAGGUGAUCAAGAACUGGAGACGAAAAAGUGUUGUUGGUCUGAGCUUCGAUUUCUUGGCCCUGAACCUGAUGGGCUUUGUGGCCUACAGUGUGUUCAACAUCAGCCUCCUGUGGGUGCCCUACAUCCAGGAGCAGUUUCUCCUCAAAUAUCCCAACGGCGUGAACCCUGUGGAGAAUAAUGAUGUCUUCUUCAGCCUGCAUGCAGUCGCCCUUACCCUGAUUGUCAUCAUACAGUGCUGCCUAUAUGAGCGAGGCAGCCAGCGCGUGUCACGGCCAGCCGUCGGCUUCCUGGUGCUCGCAUCGCUCUUUGCCAUCAUCAACAUGAUUGUAGCUGCAGUCGGGGUAACCACAUGGCUGCAGUUUCUCUUCUGCUUCUCCUACAUCAAGCUCGCUGUCACGCUGAUCAAGUACUUCCCACAGGCCUACAUGAACUUUUACUACAAAAGCACUGAGGGCUGGAGCAUUGGUGGCGUGUUCCUGGACUUCACAGGGGGUAUCUUCAGCCUCCUCCAGAUGUUCCUUCAGUCCUUCAAUAAUGACCAGUGGACGUUGAUCUUUGGAGAUCCAACCAAGUUUGGCCUUGGCAUCUUCAGCAUCUUCUUCGAUGUUGUCUUCUUCGUCCAGCACUUCUGUUUGUAUGGAAAGAAACUGGGGUACGAGCAGCUGAACUAGCACCCAGAGGCCCAGUGUAAACAGCUGGGGCUGUGGCUCUGGUGGGGAAGGCUGUACCCCCCAAAGACCAGAGAAGUGGCUGGGAUGCGGGCUCGUUCAGAGAAGCACUGUCUCGCUCAGGGCCAAAUGCCUUAAAUGCAGCCAACCUGCCUUUGCCCAGGGCCAGCCUUGGCCAUGGAGGAUCCUCGUUCUGGGAGACACCUGGCCACGCUCUGGGACUCACAGCCAGACCUCAGGCAGUCCCUCCCGACCUCCCCGGAGGUCCCAGCCCCUGCCAGGCCUUGUGGGCACGGCACCUGGCCCUCCUGCAUCUUGAUGCAGCAUCUUUCUUUCCUUCAAGGCUUCAAGCAGCACACACAAGUCCUGACAGUCAUCCCAGACAGAUGCUGAGCCUGCAGCCGGAGGCCUUGCCUCAGCCAGCCAGUGUUUCUGGAAGCAACUUGCACGGCUGACCUUGCAGCCGAGCCGCAAGAGAACAGUGGUGCCUUGCUGCCACCGCUGUGUUCACUGAGAACAAGCAGUCAGGUGCGGUGCCAAUGGCCGAGGGUCAAGGACUUUGGGUUAGUAGGCCUUGCAGUCUGUUCUGUGACAGUCACAUCUGCUUAUCUGACAUAACUCUACUUCCAUGACUGUGGUAAUGGGUGCCCCGGGCCAGAGCCUGGUAAAGAGUAUUCCUGAGCAGAUGGCUCUGGCCAGUGUCAUGCCCUGUGGAUCUUUACCACAGUCAGAUGAUCACACUAACUCCUUUCAGGUUUUGGAGGGAUGUUUUGGAAGUGACUUCUUUUUUGCCUACUCUCCUAUCUCCACGUUCAGAGAGUCAGAUGGGGCCCCAUCCAAGCACCCACACUGCUCCUAACCCAGCACCUAUAGAGCAGGACACCCUCUCUACCAGUCUGUGCCUUAGAGGUCCGUUAGUCCUGCCAAAUGGUGACAGUAGCUCCCUAAGAGGGAGGGCAGGCCCCUUUCUUUUUUACCAGACCCCCAGAUGAGACUCCAAUUUUUUGGUUAUUGAGGAGUCCCAGAGAACUUGAGACCCCACACAGUGCUUAUGACCCAACCCUAGGCUCAGAGCUCCUUCUCUCCCACCCCAAGCUGCUGUCCUACAGCAGAUGGAUCCUGGAUGUGCCUUGUACAGGACUUGAGCUUCAGUCUACUCUGUUACUCAAGACCAAUGUAAGGGACUUGUA